GCAGGCUGCCCCGAGUAUGGGUGAAAUGUCUUCGUCUGGAAACGGUUCUGAUGCAACCAAACGGCCUGGAACACCGCAAAUAACACCAUCAGAGCUCAGCCGUCCAGCUAACUUACAAAGAAUUGCCCAGAGGAAAGCGCAAAUAAAGACCUAUCCGAUCAGAAAAAAGCUAGAAAAGCUGGGUGUAUAUUCAUCAUGUAAAGCUGAAGAUUCUUGUAAAUGUAAUGGCUGGAAGAAUCCUAACCCACCACCGACACCAACCAGAGUGGAUCUUUCUCAACCUCUGGCAAACCUAACAGACCCAUGCCGCAGCUGUGGCCACACCUUAGGAGCACACAUCUCUCAUUUACAUGACAUUCCAGAAGAUGAACUGAACCGACUUCUCUGCAUGGUCAUUGAUGUGGAGAACUUAUUUAUGUGUGUGCACAAGGAGGAAGAUGCUGAUACCAAACAAGUUUACUUUUACCUAUUUAAAAUUCUGAGAAAGGGAAUUCUGCAGAUGUCAAAUGUAACAGUGGAAGGUCCUCUUGGUACACCUCCAUUUGAGAAGCCAAGCAUUGGAAAGGCUGUCCUAAACUUUGUGCUGUACAAGUUUGGUCACCUUCCACAAAGGGAGUGGCAGAUAAUGCAUGAUCUAGCCAAGAUGUUUUUACAUUGCUUGAAUCACUGGAAACUUGAGACACCGACUGUAAAGAAACAGCACUCCCAGGGUGAAGAACUUGCUGCAUAUAAAGCCAAUUACACAAGAUGGCUAUGCUACUGUCAAGUUCCUGUGUUCUGUGACAGUUUAAAGAAAUAUGAUCCCACUGCUGUGUUUGGAAGGACACUUUUAAGAUCAGUGUUCUCGGUCAUGAGAAGACAGCUGUUGGAGAAAUUCAGAGCAGAGAAAGACAAAAUGCCACCUGAUAAGAGAACUAUUGUUUUGACUCACUUUCCAAGAUUUCUGUCAAUGUUAGAAGAAGAGGUAUAUGGUGAGAAUUCUCCUGUAUGGGAAGACGACUUCACUGUUCCUCAGUCACUCUCUCUGGGUCCAUCAAGAUUUGUUUCUCCUUUGACUCCAUUAACAGAUAAAGGGGAUUCCCUGGUAGCUACAGCCAGCUCUGCGGUUGGCUCAAGUUUAACUUCAAUGUCAUCUAUGCUUCAACUUUCAAGUUCAACCUCACCAACAGAAGACUUGACUGGAGUGACUGGUGAGAAAAGGAGUUCUGAGGAUGAUGGAAGUGUUGAUAACAGCGCUAAGAGGCAGAAGUUGGCAGGGGAUGUGCCUGUUGAAGUUCUAACUCAGAUUGUGGAAACAAUAUCAGACCCUUCUGCCAUGCUGAAACACAAGACUUUAGCUCUGGUUAAGGACAACAAACCCAUUGGUGGAAUUUGCUUUCGUAUGUUCCCCACUCAGAAUUUCACAGAAAUCGUGUUCUGUGCCGUGACCUCGAAUGAGCAAGUCAAGGGCUAUGGAACACAUCUAAUGAACCACCUCAAGGAUUAUCACGUCAAACACUCCGUUCUGAAUUUUCUCACCUAUGCCGACGAGUACGCGAUAGGUUAUUUCAAAAAACAGGGGUUUAGUAAGGAUAUUAGAAUGCAGAAGUCAUCCUACAUUGGUUACAUUAAAGACUACGAAGGUGCCACGUUAAUGCAUUGCGCCAUCAAUUCAAGAAUUCAGUACACUGAAUUUUCCACGAUCAUAAGAAAACAGAAAGAGAUCGUCAAACAACUGAUGGAGAGGAAACAGACUGAAAUCCGUAAAGUGUACCCCGGGCUCAAGUGUUUUCAGGAAGGAGUGAGACAAAUCCCUGUAGAGAGUAUACCAGGAAUCCGUGAAACGGGAUGGAAGCCAUCUUUGACUAAGAGUGAGGAUGACACAGCUGACGCUGACCACCUGCAGACUCAACUGAAAAACAUCCUUACGCAAGUCAAGAAUCAUGCCAGUUCGUGGCCUUUUCAAAGACCAGUGGAAAUCUCUGAAGCACCAGAUUAUUAUGAUCACAUAAAAUACCCAAUGGAUCUUCGCACUAUGACCGAGAGGUUGAAGAGUGGUUAUUUCAGCUCGAAGAAGCUGUUUAUCGCCGACAUGAUGAGAAUUUUCACUAACUGCCGAACGUACAAUGCUCCCGAGACUGAGUACUACAAGUGCGCCAAUACGGUGGAGAGAUUUUUCCUAAGUAAAGUUAAGGAACUCAGAAAGACAAGCUAAGCUGAAACUUUUCCUUCUGAAACUUUUCCUUGUGCUUUCAAAACAUUAUAUUACAAGCAACCACGCCGAAAUAAUGAUUUUGUUUUGAAUUCUCUUUACAAAAUUUACAAGAAAACUUGCCCGCAGCAAGGAGGUAGAAUUGCCAAAUAAAUCGGGAUUCGUAGAUUUAUUUUAGAAACGCGCCGUCUCACGAAUAAAAAACGCAACAUCUUUUCCAGGGUCUCUCGUCCUCUUGCUUCAGAGGACGUGAAAUGAUGUAAAGAGGCCUAACAUGGAAAUGAAAAAGAAUGGAAGAAUGAAUUUAAAAUGAAAAGAAAAACAGGAAACUAAGAGUUGAAUUUCAAAUUUUAUUCACUAUUUUAAAAAUUAAUUAAUAACUGAUACAGUCAAAUGUACAUAGUCAUUCCCUCAGUAUAAAUAUGUAUAAA
Stylophora pistillata is the source of this 2622-nucleotide messenger RNA. Its product is annotated as histone acetyltransferase KAT2A. Gene Ontology annotation, biological process: chromatin remodeling; positive regulation of transcription by RNA polymerase II. Gene Ontology annotation, cellular component: nucleus; ATAC complex. Gene Ontology annotation, molecular function: protein binding; histone H3 acetyltransferase activity. Lineage: Eukaryota; Metazoa; Cnidaria; Anthozoa; Scleractinia; Pocilloporidae. The record is from RefSeq and is a predicted model, not a curated record.